This is a messenger RNA of Falco peregrinus (peregrine falcon), 11407 nucleotides long. It is a transcript of the gene ZC3H11A, whose product is annotated as zinc finger CCCH-type containing 11A. The transcript is spliced from 17 exons. The record is from RefSeq and is a predicted model, not a curated record. Bases 7135 to 9567 code for a protein of 810 amino acids. NCBI's taxonomy places the organism in Eukaryota, Metazoa, Chordata, Aves, Falconiformes, Falconidae. Gene Ontology annotation, molecular function: metal ion binding.
GGGCUGAGUUGCCCGUGUGUUAGGCGCCAUCUUUGAGGCUGGCAGAGAGGAAGGCAACGGCCCGAGCGGCAGCCCCGGUGAACCGAGGCGACGCAGCGGCGGCAGCGGCGGUCCCCUGGGGUUCGGUAAAGUCCCAGCUCGCCGGUAACUAGAGCCGUUCGUAGACCGCAGGGGCUGGGGAAUGGUCUCUCGCCAGGCCUGGGUCCCCUCGGUUCCCCUGAGGGGAAGCAGGCCGCAUCCCCCGCGCCCGCCGGGGCGGGCGGCCCAGGCCGCGUCGCUGAGCCCUCCCCGCCGGGGUGGCCGUGGACGCUGGGGCGGGGAAGGCCGCCGGGGCCCCUGGGGCAGUGCGCACCCCCGGGGACGGGGGUGAGGGGUUCUCCUCGGUGCCCCUGGGCUUUAGAAAGCGGGAUCUGCUUCCCCGUUGCCUGAGGUAGGCCCAAGGCAGGCCCGUCUCCCCCCGGGUACUGGGGGAGCUGCUUCCCCGUUGGCCGAGGUAGGCCCAAGGCCCCCCUCUCCCCCGGUUACAGGGCCGCGGCCCGGGUCUCUCCCGUUCCCUGCCCUUCUCUCGGCUGUUAGCCCUUCUACAGGGCCUGGCUGCGGCCGCCCCCCCCCCCCCCCCCGCCGCCUUCCAGUGGUCUCCUGCCGGCAGUGUACGUUAUUUUCAGUCAGAACCUUGUACCUGCCUUUUGUAGCAAUGCACGUAAGGGGCGGGCGUGCUGUAACGUAGUCGUCUGACAAAUUGCUCCUCUGUCCCCCAAAGGAACUGCCUUCAGGAUCUGACUAACUCUGGAUGCACCCGGUUGUCACGGUUAAUUUUUCUCCUUUAGGUUGUUUAAAACAAUCCAAUUGGGUGACGUUUGUUUUUAUUUCUUCAGAAUUGGAUCAAAGAGGUUUCUGUUUUCUUAAUUUGAUGUUUGUAAUGAAAAUGUAAAAGUGAUUUUUGCUGUUGCAGGGAUCAGUAUGUGGAGCCUACAGAAUGUUCCCAAAACUGGUGCUUUGGGGUGCACACUGCACGCCAAGAGAUUGAGCUCUGAGCCAUACUUUCAAAAUAAAAACACUGGGUUAUUUGAUUGUAAAAAAGGAGAUCUGGGGAUGGGGGAUUCUGAAAUGAUAUCAGGACUGCCACAGUGGCACAUGGUUGAAUUGGACACACAUUAAAAUGAUCAGGCUGAACAGGUAGGCUGAAAUUGCUGGAUGACCAUGUGUUUCAGGAAGAAAGCUAGUCUAGAGAAAACUUACUCUUGCUAUCACUUCUCAUCUAAAAUGGCACCCUUCCAGAUGGCUGCUUCCUGGGGAGACUUGACUCUUUUUGAGAUUUAAUAAAACAUUUCAAUGAGGAAGAUGAAUCGUCGCAGUAAAUUGCUGCCAGGCCUUGCAACGUUGGUUUCAGAAGCAGAAAAAGGAUGAGUGUCUUUUAUUUUAAGUAUGCUUGUCUCACCCAAGAGUAAGAUGUAGCAGCUUUAGCAGUCCCCUUUGUUCAGAAUCGAUUCCCGAUGCCCAUUUGGACAUCAGGGAGGAAAAGCUGGCAGACAGAGAGAACAAUAAAGAAGAGCCACCCACUAAAAAUACAGGAAAGAAGGGGUUAUGCAUUAAGAGAAAGCCACUACAUUAAAAAUAGGUGCUAUCUAAAAAUUUUUUAAGUUUUUGGGACCUGCGGGUACUGCUACACCUGCAUGUGCUGCAGUUGUGCCUGUUGCCGCUGAACAAGACGGAGAGAGCUUCCUUAGUGCAAACUGUUAAAGCAUGCGCUGUUGGCUGGAAGAAGAGCAGAGACUUCCAUUGUGUGGAACUUCAGAUUGAUGGUUCACCUGGUGUACCACAUCCUGGGGGGAGGAAGGGGGGAACCUACUUGUGGCAAUCCUGGUACUCUUCUGAGGACAUGGAGUCCUUUGUAACGUCUCCAAGCAGAGUGUUGUGUACAUUGGGCCAUGGCCAACAGCCAGGGAUCACAACUGUAAGUGCUGCAAGGGAGGGUGAAUGUUCCUGGAACAUGUCUGUGUCAGCCAUCUCCCCAGACAGCGGUUUUAGCAGUGGGAGUUUGACGUAUGUUCCCAGCUCUCAUGUGUUCUACAGCUCUUGUCAGUAGUGAUGGUGUGGCAGAGCCAGCAGGCUGGUUUUUUGGCUGGAAGAGGAGGAGUGGACUGCAAAUGUGCCUGAGUAAAGGAGAGCUGUCAAACAGAUUUGCCUUAGAUGUGGGUUGUACUGGUGCAGCUGUUGCAAAUGCAGCAAUAGUGGAUUUUGGAGAAGAUAGAGGGAUUUUUCUUCUUGAAAGUAAUGCUGUCAAAACACUUGAUGUCAGAAAUUGGGAAAAACACAUCUGUUGUAUGGAACUUCUCAGCUGACCCUCAGUAUACCUGGCACACUCCUUGCAAUGCUCAAAACGUGUGUCAGGCAGAGCAGGGCAGGGACUCACCUUGACACUUGCAUGUUGCAGCAACACUUGCAGACCACACACCCUGCGUGCUGGGCCAGGACCUAAAUGUGAUGGUACUGUUGGUAACCUGAAGCUCAGGAAGCACUUCUGGAUUUUUCUGCUGUUCAUGUGAUGUAUUGAGCUAUUUCUUUUCAGCGGAUAGGCUUAGAGCCUGUAGUGGUUCAAUGUCUCCAGGCCUGGGUGUUCCUAUUCCAUCUUUGCUUACUGAGCAGGUGCUUGGUAGGAGAAAGGACAUGAAUCUUAACUAUGGGACUCAGAUGGUCAACUACAUACUGCUAUGAAGGAACUCGGAGGUGAGAAUGCACUUAACAGAUAAACAGAGCUAUUACAAAAUUAAUGACUUUUUUUUUUUUUUCUUUUCAAAGCCAACCUUUUGCAAGUUCACGCAGAUUGUGACACUAGGGAGUUUCAAUCUAUAACAUGGCUGUACAGCAUUGUAGAAGAAAUAUUUUUCAUGGCUUUGGAGAAAGCACAACUCAAAAAUACACAUUUAACUGUUGAUACAGGGAUCCUGAACCAACCACAGACUGCUUUGACAGUGACGAUCCACUCAAUAUCUUUUGAUACAUCUUCUGCACCAGCAGAAGUCCCCUUUUAGAAAACAGGCAGCUCCCUCCUGCUGGCUUUGCAAAACUUCUGCAGUAGGAAGUGUCCUACAAGAACCAAGUUACCAUAUUGAUGUGUGGCUUUCCCUUAAUCUGCUCACCCCUGGCUUUCCAGAGUGGCGUUGUACACACAGUGCUAGGUGCCAGCUGCCGUGUUUUAGAUAUAUUUUUAAAUUAAUUAUUCAGGACUUUGAGCAUAGGAGCAUUGAGAACAGGUUAGCAGGUACUUGAGAGAUUUCCUUGCUCAUUCUGCUUAAGCCUCUCACAUUCCUCGGGAACUGCAGCAUUCAAACUAUCUUUCACAGGAUCACUUGAAGCAGGAAAUAGCUGUUCAGUGAACCUCUCUCUACCUUUUAUAUGGUAAAGUGACUAAAACAGCAGAAGGUGGAGCAGUCUCCUCCUAGGAGGGGGAAUGGCGCUAAGCUCGGCUCAUUCUGGUGGUCCCAGCUGUCUGAGGAGCGCAAGAUUCUUGCCCUGCACGUGGAGGCCAGUGGGGAACUGCAGUUCUUGGUCAACUGCUGCCAUUGGUCACGUCCUGGCUUUGCAGAGCACAUGGAAAGACUUUCAAAUCAAAGGUGUCCCUGCCGCUUUUGGACUGGGAGAUGGGUGAAAUAUCUUAGACUUGAACUGAUUUUCUACAGAGUGAUGUGCUCGGAUCUGAACGCUUUGUCUUGGCCACUUUACUAGAUCCCUGCUGUAAAGGUUGCUUUGAGGAAUUCCUUCUCCUGCAUCUCGAUGUGUCAAGCUAAAAACAAAUCCGUACUGAAGCAGUGUCUGAUCUCAUGAGUGCUGCAGUUCAGGGUUAUUUUUAGAGUAGAAAUUUUGACUGUCUUCUUCAGCUUUGGACAACAUAGCUUUCCAUUUUCAUACAGAGAACCUUGUUCUUGUACUAGCAAGAGGUUCUGUGCUUCAGAUUGGUGUGAUGGUGUGGUUUGUGUACGCGUCAUAAUGCAUUGUUCCAUAUGUAGCUGGUGGCGCCAAGUGCAAGCUAGCAGGUAAAUCAGCACCAGCUGUUUUGCAGCUGGUGUAAGUUUAACUGCAGUCGGGGUUAGAACAUGUAGUUCCUGGUGCUCUUCCUUCCUUGUCAUCUUAUUGGACUGUCUUAAUAAGUAGGGGUGUUGAUCUUUUAAUAUUUUUUUGUAAGAAAUCAAAGGUGUAAAGUAGAGGAGCCAGGGAGAUUGUCCAAGUGAUAUACUUUGUGCUGUAUAACCAAAAAUACCCAUAGGUAGGUGGAAUAAUACUUCUGUCAUACGUGCGUUGGGGUGCAAAAAAUUUUGUUUCCUCCUUGCGCUUUGAUACAGGACAAAGGCAGGUCAGCAAGCUGGAAAGUUAGACCAGGGAGUACGACUGUUUCUUCAGUACCAAGAAAGACAAGCUUGUAAAACAAAAGUAGAUGGACUUUCAUUGUACUAUUUAUCUUCCCUUAGCAAAGGUAAAUUUUAUGGCACUUGUGACAUGUUUUUCCUGACCUCUAGCUACUGCAUCUGUAAUUGUUUAUUAUUUUUUUUACAAAAUGAAUUAAAAAUCUCUUGAUACAAAAAGUUUCUGGAGAAAAAAAAGGAGUGUUUCAAGUUCUCAUCAACUUCCGUUAGAGACCUCCUGAGUGCACCAGAGUUACUCAUUUUUGCUCAGUUUCAGGGGUUAGUUCCAUUGACUUCUGUUUAGCACUCAGAUAGCCAUGUUAACUGAUAGCAGUUUAGGGAAAAAAAAGAAAGGUUUUGAGUGAACCUGUUCUAAAAUGAAAGGAUUCUAAUGGAGUUUAGAACUUUGAGGUUUUUGCAGAGUUCUUUUUGUUGGGUUUUUAAAUUUGUUUUUAAGUUUUGCUUUUUUCCUGUUCCUUAAACAAAAUCCUUUCAAAUUCUGACCAGCUGUGGAAGUCUGCUCAGGAAUAUGAAGGCAACAAAUGCUGCUGAGCUACUUGGGCAUUCAAAAGAGCUACAUCUGAGGGUUGUUGGUUUUUUUUUCCCCUCCCAAGGUGGUAGAUACAGUAAUAUUGCAUUAUACAGGUGUCUCUGACUUCCUAGGGAAAAGAAAUGCCGCCUUCUAGACUGUAUUCCUUCCAAUUUUUAUUUGAAUGCCUCUGCUCAGCAAGGUAGCAGUCCUUCAGUUGCCAACUAUUUAAGUGUUGGCUUGUGCAAACUGAAGAAAUCACGCUUGAAAUUCAAUUUAAGAAUCGAUGGUAUUGGUAACAUGUUUGGAAAGAUGUUUCUUGUCAAAUUUCUAUGUGAUGGAGCACCAGUAAUCUUUAGAAUUAGAUGCAUAGGAAGUAGUAUGACACAAAGCCUGCUUUUGAAGGUCAAAAGUGAAUAGUCCCGUCAGUACUGAAGAAGGGAGGAAAACUGUGCACUUAACUACUGUUUUAUUCCCUUUGUCAAGCAGUCUAAAAACAAUAACUAAUAUGAGAACCCAACUUCUCCUCUCUUUAUUUUAGAUUUGGGAAAAUUCCCUGCCAAAAAAAAAUAUCCUGGAAAAUUCACUAGUGUUUGUGUGAGUAAAAGGUUCUAACCUUUUAUUAUUAAUUUGUAAGAACUAUUUCAUUCAGUUUUGUCCAAAAGAGUCAGAAAUACUUUGCACAGGAAUGUGCAGCAUUUUAAUGAAAAGGGUCAGAAUCACUUCAAUUUGAACUUUAUCUGGUCUGGUUGCAGAUUUUAUGGCAUUUAGUAUCUCUAAAAAAUAAGAAUCAAAAUAUCUGAUUUUACAUUACAAAAAAAAAAAAAAAAAAAACCAAAAAAAACAAAACAAAACAAACAACCUGCUUGUGGCUAAAUAAAUCAGUUUCAGCUCUGGUGGCACCAAAAAAUCAUCAGCUGUUGAAUUGGACAUAAGCCAUCUUUUCAAACCUUCCGUGAUCUUGCAGUGAUGGAUAAUGAUGGAUAUAUGGGUUAGGGAACAGCGUAUGAUGGCAAACUUGUAGUAUUUGUUCUGAUGUAAAAAGAAAACAAAUUAUUUCCUAAAAUCAGAGUAAUGCAAAAUUAUCAGUAUCAUGCAGCCAUGCCACUUGCAAAGUGAGCAUUUCCCUGCCUCUUAAAGCUUGCUGUAUCCUUGAUCUGCUGUCUUCCUGCUGUUAAUUGAUUGCAACUCUACGUGUCUGGUCAGGGCUAAAAGUUGUUCUCGAUACGGAUGUCAUACAACAUAUACUGUGCACGCUUGUGUGUAUAGAUAUGUUUAUACUGUAUGCAUGUACAUAUGUAUGCAUAUUUGUGUGCUGGCCCCCAAAUCACUCAUGUUAUAAAACAUCAGCCUUGAAGGCAUAUUCAUCAAAAUAUUAUUGUAGAUCUUUCAUUUUUUCCAGUUCCCUCAAAAUAAGAGACUUCUAGCAAAUAGCCAAAAAUUCUAAUUUUUUACUAUCACUCUUGCUGACUUUAUUAUCACUUACUCUUGGUGUGUGUGUAUAAACACAUAUGUGUAUAUAUAUAUACAUAUUUGUGUAUUUAUACACACAAGUAUGUUUUUGCUGUACAGGUAAUAAAGAUGGGGGAAGGUUUUUGUGUUUUCUUAAUAGGUGAAGAAAACUUGAAGACCAGAAAUUGCAUCUUACUGAAUUUUAAAUUAAAAAAAAAAAAAAAAAAAAAAUUAUAAUUGCCCGGCUGUGGAAGAUGGAUCCUCAUUUUUGCAGCCACUUUGAAUCACAAGCUCAUCUUUAAAAGCAUUGGGUUUUUUUGUUGUUUUUUUGGCUUUUUGGUUUUUUUUUUUUUUUGAAGAGCUAACUACCCCUGGCUGUCUCCAGUAUGACAGUAUCCAAAUGGACUUGCUUCCUCCAUUAGUUGUAAGAUGUUUAAAAGCACAUCCUAUGUUUGAAUUGUGGAUGAGAGGUUCCCUUGGCAAUGUGAGGAGGAAAAUUCUUUCUACCCCUUUAUUAUUAAUUCACGGAUUCAGUGUUGGUUCGGCCUACAGGAGAAGUUAACUGGAAGUCUUUGAAGAUCAGUAUCUUUGCUGAAGUUAUCCAGGGUUACUUUUAAAAAGAAGAUUUCACUGUUCAAGCCAGUAGAAGAUUUUCAGGCCAAGAAAGAGUGAAACCAGCUCUUGCCAAAACUGGAGGAAGUCCCUGUUGAGUGAACCCUUAGAACCUGAACUCAUUCUAAGAAUUUGCCCAUUAUGUCUAACCAAGGAGAUGACUGCUACUUCUAUUUCUAUUCCACAUGUAACAAGGGAGACAGCUGUUCCUUCCGCCACUGUGAAGCUGCUCUGGGAAGUGAAACCGUCUGCACGCUCUGGCAGGAGGGUCGCUGUUUCAGGAAUAUCUGCAGAUUCAGACACAUGGAAAUUGAUAAAAAACGGAGUGAGAUUCCUUGCUACUGGGAGAAUCAACCAGUAGGCUGUCAAAAAGCCAACUGUGCUUUUCAUCAUGCAAAAGGACGUUAUGUUGAGGGACUCUUCUUACCACCAAGCAAAACUACACUUCCAAGUCCACCUGAGUCUGCAGAAGACGAUGUAAAAAUGGCUCAGAUAUCACUGCAGCAAAACAAACUUUCUGUCCAGUCAAAUCCCUGUCCACAACUGAGGGGGGUGAUGAAAGUGGAAAACUCUGAAAAUGUCCCAAGUCCUACACAUCCUCCAGUUGUAAUCAAUGCUGCAGAUGAUGAUGAAGAUGAUGAUGACCAGCUUUCUGAAGAAGGAGAUGAAACUAAAACACCCGUCCAGCAACCAGCGACAGAAGCCCAUAAUGGAUUGAGGAUAAUUUCCACUAGGAAAUCCAAUGCUAAUACAAAGCAAGAUGUCAACUUAAAUUUUGGAAUAAAAACACUGGAAGAAAUCAAAUUGAAGAAACUAAAGGAAAAAACAAAAAAACAAGAGGGUCCUUCAGGAGUUUCUGUUCAUCCACUCCAAUCUCUGACUGUUCCUGUGCCAGAAAAGGAAAAUGAACGGACAGUAGUGAGAACUGUGACUCUGUCUACAAAGCAAGGGGAGGAGCCUGUGAUUCGACUGAACCUUGCUGACAGACUGGGAAAACCGAAAACAUCUGUAGGUGGUAAAAGUGUCCUUCCACUAAGGCGCAACCUUGCUGAAAGGCUGGGGAAGAAGAUAGAGAUUCUGGAGAAUGCUGACAAAGCACCAAAGAGAGUUCAAGUCCCCAAGUCUCUGAAGGAGAGGCUAGGAUUACCCUCUGAACAGACCAGUACUGAGACAGAGAAGGCUGCUAAGCCAGCAGGAAAGAUCCAUGUGAAAACACUGGAGGAAAUUCGUCUUGAGAGAGCUAAUCAGAGACGAGGAGAGCCUCAAGCUAAACCCCAGACCGAAGGAUGUGGUAAAACAGAAGAUCCCAGCUUGGGGGCAAGACCUCCUGCAGUUCGCAUCAAAGCUUUCUCAGGAGCCCCGGUUGAAAAAAAACGCAAGCGAAUGGAAGACGAGAAGCAAAAACCAGAAGAGUUGCCUACCAAGGUGAAAGUUGAGAGUGAGCCCAAGAAGCAGAGCACACUUGCUCCACCUGUGCCCAGCAAAGUGCAGCUGGCAGAGUCUGCAGGUAAAGCCAAGCCAGCAGGAGAAGUGCGUAUUAAAACCUUGGAAGAAAUCAAGCAGGAGAAAGCUCUGCGAAUGCAGCAGAGUGGAGAAAAUGUGCCAGCUCCACCAGCCCAACCCGAACCUGCCCCGACAGGGAGGAGAUUGUUACGGAUCACAAAGCUAAUAGGACCUGGAAGGGAAGAAAAGAAGAUAGUGGAAUUGAAUAAGCUUUCUCCUAAAGCAGUCUCUGCACCUGCAGAGCCCUCUGAUCAGAGUGCACCUAAUGCUAAAGUUCAAGUGAAGAGCCUUGAAGAGAUUAUGAAGGAAAAGCGGCAACUGAAACGAUGCCAAGAAGAGAAACUUCAGAAGGAAGCAGCUGCUGUGCCAUCUCCUGUUGAAAAAGCAGUGAAGGAUAAAACUCCAGCAUCAGGGAAUCCUGAAUCCACCGUGGUUUCAGGGCCAUGUUCCCAAUUCAUGAAGAGGGCGUUGGUGAAACCUCCAGAACAUGGCGUUCAAAGCCCAGGAAAGGAUGCUGCUGUACCCCCAGGGAAACAGGCAGCUCAACUUCCAGAACGGAAAGCUAAAACCAAACCGAAGGCGUGCCUGAAGCCUUCUGAUGGGAAAGCCACCUGCCUGACAAAGCAGACACUGAAACGUAAAGCAGCUGAGAAUCAUCCCUCUGCUGUGGCGGCAGUGAAGCCACUGAGUACCACUGGUGGUGACACGCAGGAGCUUCCAGCUAAAAAAGCAGCUGUGGCUGUUGUUCCUGCUUUGCCAGAAGACAGCCUGGUCUCCGUACCUGGGAGAGAAAAACCCAAAACUAGUCCUGAACUGCAUAUUGGAAGCCAAGCAGACUUCAUGGCACAGUCCGAGGUCUCAAGCUCAACUUCAACUUCUUCACAAGUACCGGUGAAAACACGCCGGCUGAGCUCCACAGGGGCUGGGAAAGCACCCUUAUCCGUAGAAGAUGACUUUGAGAAACUUAUUUGGGAAAUCUCAGGAGGCAAACUGGAAGCAGAAAUUGACCUGGACCCAGGGAAGGAUGAGGAUGACCUCCUCCUGGAACUCUCUGAAAUGAUUGACAGCUGAACUGCAUAUUCUUAAGGCUUUAAAAAAAAAAAAAUUAAAACUUUAUAUUUUAUUGGAUACCCAGAGGUGAUCCUUUUUCUAGCUAAGGCUUUGCAAUGAGUCUUAAAGCACAGUUGAACUGGUAGAAAUUGGCAGUAUCUGCACUCCUUUGUCCUAAAUUUCCCUGCUGGUCAGAGUCAAGGUCCUGUGCAUCCAUUCUGUAACUAUCGGUGGUUACCUUUGACAUUAAGAGGACAAAGCACUUGUUUAUUUUGGGACAGAGAGAUGCCCAUCUGCAGACUGUGGUGGUCAUGAACUGAUGUACUGAUUCAGUGAUGCUCCGAAGGCUUAAAGCUUCCUUCCUUCCUCUCCCACCCUUGGCAAAACACCGUUCAGCGCAUUUCCAAGCUUUUUCUGACUUCUUGGACAGUUGAUAUCUAAAGCCUGGAGUUACUAUGUCAACUCUUGAGUUUUAUUUAUGUAUGUUAUCAUUUUGACUUUAAUCUUUUAGUGUAACUUAAUUAAAUGUUGGGGUGGGAGGGAGCAGAAUAGUUAAUAUUUUGGACCAAAUGUGCUGCCAGGGGUGGUGGUUGGGGUCAGUCCAUCCAGCCUCACUUGGAAUUAUCAGGGAUGAUACAAUAUCAGUGUGGAAAAGCAGCAUCUCUGCAGUACAGCUAGAAUACCCCCCUCUGAUUUUGUUGUACUGUACCAAAGCUUGGGGAGGUUUGGUGCUUUUUGCUGAUGCGAACAGGAUUCUGGGGUGGAUAGUUGGGAUUCCUCUCGCAGUCUGCAGUAAAUCGGCAAACUAAGAAUUGGUUAACUAAGAAUUGGUUUAAGUGCCUCUUGGUUCCAAGAAUUGCUCUGCUGAGCUGCUGGCUCGUCCUCUGUCGGGAAGCGGUGGCUGCUCGGACUCGUGCUCAAACACCGUCGGCUUCGUCUCACCUCCUGCCCGCUGUGCCGUGCCACCGCUGGCACCGACCCGAGGGGGAGCGUGUGCCUGGGCUGGAGAUCUUGGAACCUGGUACUGCUGCAGGACCAACCAUGCUCUUUUUGGGCAUGCCCCAGGGAUCCUCCCUUCGGUCUCCCUGGCACCCCCACCCCGCCACUGAGGCUUGAGCUCCGUGUAUGAGUACAUGCUGGAGGCUGCUGCUCUGCCACAGGUUCUACAUGCAGUCCGAAUUUGGGACCCUGAAGAAAAUAGCUGAGGCUGAGGUGUAUUGUGUACCCUGCCACCAGUUUUCCCUAGCAGGCAUAUUUUGAAUUGUUUUCUUGAAUUCUUUGGAGAACUUUAGUCUCUUCUUACUAUGAUUUGUGAAGCCGUAGGGGCCCUCAGGCAUUUGCUGCUGGCAGAGGAAAAAAAAAAAUGAGUUGUUUUGAGUUGAUUGUAAAUACUUUCUCUUUGGAAGAAAACACUUAUGUGCUUUGAUAAUCCACUGUGAUGUCUUAGUUCCUAGAGGAAAGGUUUGAAACCAAAAUUUAGGAAACUGCUGUUCUGGCUCCAGAAGGGUCACCUGGCUCCAAGCUGCCGAUCCUUUAUCCUGCUGAAGGACUUUCUCACGGUGAGACGUUACCAGCGGUGACUGGGGGAGAGAGGAAGAGUGUGCCCGAGCCUGGCGAGGAAGGCUUCCCCCCUUGGCUUCCCUCCUCUUGCUCUGUUGUCAGCCUUUGCUGCUCCCUCUGCCGGGGUGAGAUUUGGUGUAUGCCAUGGUUUCUGUAAAUAUUUUAUUCUUCCAUUUUAUAUUUGUAUUCUAUUUAAGGUAUUGUAUUAAACAUAGUCUGGCCUCCUCUGCCUUUACCGGUAGUUGAACUAUUCCACGCAACAGCGGUUAGCACUGUUUUUAAAUAAAUAUGGCACAGGAAA